AUGCAUUCAACAAAGCAUAUUUCAAGAUUACCCAAAGCUAAACAGCAAGUCAACAACGGCAGCGCAACCAGACUUGAAAGACAAAAGCAGCACUCAAUUGUCCAGGAACCUAAUCUGUCCUCGGGCAUUCCCACCAUUGACAUUCCUACAUUGGUUGCAUUUCUUCAGUCGUUAGGUAUUGCUGCAAUAGAACCAGAUUUGCUUGAGCCCAAUUCAAGACGAACCAGAGAAAUGUGUGAACUACUGCUGCAGUACUUUGUCCCUUACCGUAUGGAACCCCUCAGGAUCCAAAAAGAGAGAACAGCAAUGGAAUUUAAAGAGUCGCUUGAAAUCAGUAUGGAACAUGCCGAAGCAAUGCCUGUGUACCGGGAGUUGCACUUCUUUCUAGAAAAGAUUGCAUUCAAGGAAUUCACAAUAGUCGAUAUCUUGACACCCAAGUCGCACCGUUUACAAAGGAUGUUGAGCGUUGUCUACAACUACAAAUUAUUCAGAGAUUCAGCAUUUACACAGUUUGGGAUGCUAGCACAGGAUGCAGUGGAUAAGACAGCGUUGUAUGAAGCCCGUGUUGCCGAGAAAGAAGCAUUGCAAGCUAAAAUUCAGCAAUUACAGGCAAGGAAGGAAGCAGAGAGCCAGGAGGCGCAGGAAUGGGAGGCAAAAAAUCAAGAGGCAGAGCAAAUCGUGCGACAAUUACGAAAGGAGGGCGAUGCUAUUUUGAAAGAUAUAGACGCCUACAAAAGCGAGAGACAUCAAUUGAAGGACACAUUGCAAGAAAUACAGUUUGCAAUGAUCAAUGUAAUUGAAUAUAUUAGAACCUUGAAGCAAUAUGAAACGAUGGAUGUGGACGCAUUAAACAAGAAUAUGGCAGAAUUGGCGAUAGUCAUUCAAAAGAAUACAGAAGAGGUAAACAGCAUAGAGUUGGACUACCCCACACUAGAAGACAUGGCAAAAGACACAAAAGCAAUCCAUCUUCACCUCAGCAAGGAUAUCCAGAAAAUGGAAUCACUGACAAAACUGAAGGCCGAUGCCCACAGACAACAAAAGACAAAUGAAGCCGUCAAGCAAAAUCUUCAAAACUUGUUAGCGAAACAGAAGGAUCUGAGUGGGAAACUAGUAGCAUGCAACAGGUCUCUGAGUAUUUAUAAUGCACGACUUCGCGACCUUGCUGAACAGAAAGAGAAGAAGGGAGAAUUAAUAGACCGACAUUUCAAAGACUUUGAGGAACAGAAGAAAUCUUUGCUUCAAGAGUGUGAGUCAAGAGAGAUCGACAAGAAAAAAUACAAUUUAGACACAGAAACGGCCAAGGCGAAGUGCGAUAAUGCGGAAAUCGAGAACCAAAAAUUUGUGAGAUCGCUUCAACUGGAAAUGCAAACACUACUGAAAUUUAUUGAUAAAAUGUACAUGCAGUUACAAGCCAUGAAUCCUUAA
This is a messenger RNA of Mucor velutinosus, 1425 nucleotides long. RefSeq lists its product as uncharacterized. The transcript is spliced from 7 exons. The record is from RefSeq and is a predicted model, not a curated record. NCBI's taxonomy places the organism in Eukaryota, Fungi, Mucoromycota, Mucoromycetes, Mucorales, Mucoraceae. Gene Ontology annotation, cellular component: Ndc80 complex; kinetochore. The coding region runs from base 1 to 1425 and encodes 474 amino acids.